This is a messenger RNA of Ilyonectria robusta, 703 nucleotides long. RefSeq names its product thioredoxin-like protein. Lineage: Eukaryota; Fungi; Ascomycota; Sordariomycetes; Hypocreales; Nectriaceae. Bases 143 to 649 code for a protein of 168 amino acids. The transcript is spliced from 2 exons. The record is from RefSeq and is a predicted model, not a curated record.
CUGGCGAUUGGUCAUCAACCCGGCUCACCGACGCCACACCUCGCUCUUUCCCGGGGCGGCUUUGACAUCACCCAAUUCCUCUGCGGUCCGGCCUCGACAACUCUGAGUCUCGCACCAUUCUCGCCAUCCCAGAUCCCCGAAAAUGUUCACGCGAAUAGUUGCUUCGACGCUGCUCCGGGCAUCCGCUCGGCCGGCCGCCUUUCGUGCCCCGGCUCAUGCCCUCCGAGCCUCGCUCUCGCCCUUGGCACCGCUGUCGCCUCUGACGCCCUUCCAGGCUCGUCUCCUUUCGGACCAGACUCGCACGGCCAUUGACAAGGCCGUGUCGUCUGCUCCCGUCGUCCUGUUCAUGAAGGGCACCCCCGAGACGCCUCAGUGCGGAUUUUCGCGCGCCGCCAUCCAGAUCCUCGGCAUCCAGGGCGUCAACCCCGAAAAGUUCGCCGCCUUCAACGUCCUCGAGGACCCCGAACUGCGCGAGGGCAUCAAGGAGUACUCGGACUGGCCCACGAUCCCCCAGCUGUACGUCGACGGCGAGUUCGUCGGCGGCUGCGACAUCCUCGUCUCGAUGCACCAGGGCGGCGACCUGGCUAAGAUGUUCGAGGAGAAGAAGGUACUCUUCGAGGGUGAGACCGAGGCCGAGAAGAAGGACUGAGGGGAAAACGGGAUCGAGUGUAUGAUACGCUGAAAUGUAAUACGGACUUCACGA